UCUUUUUUACGAUAUAAAAAAUUUUAAAAUAAUCAGAACGUAUUUGAAAAAAAAUGUCAUCAUCUGAAGAAGUAUCGUGGAUCACUUGGUUUUGUGGUCUUCGUGGUAAUGAUUAUUUCUGUGAAGUUGAUGAAGAUUAUAUACAUGAUAAAUUUAAUUUGACCGGUUUAUCUGAAUCGGUACCACAUUAUCGUCAAGCAUUGGAUAUGAUUCUUGAUCUUGAACCAGAUGAAGACGAAGAUAAUCCUAAUCAAGCUGAUCUAGUUGAACAAGCUGCCGAAAUGCUAUAUGGAUUGAUUCAUGCACGUUUCAUUCUAACUAAUCGUGGUAUAGCACAAAUGAUUGAAAAAUAUCAAAAUGGUGAUUUUGGUUUUUGUCCACGGCAAUUUUGUGAAAAUCAACCAAUGUUACCGAUAGGUUUAUCUGAUAUACCAGGCGAAUUGAUGGUGAAACUUUAUUGUCCUAAAUGUAUGGAUAUUUAUAAUCCAAAAUCAUCAAGAUUUCAUCAUACAGAUGGUGCAUAUUUUGGUACUGGUUUUCCUCACAUGUUAUUCAUGGUACAUCCAGAAUUACGGCCAAAAGCACCAACUGGACAAUUUGUUCCACGUCUAUAUGGUUUCAAAAUACAUCCAAUGGCCUAUCAAUUACAGAAAGAAGCAGCUGAACGUAUAUCACCAAAAACAUAUUAUCGUAAUCAAAGUGGUGGUAAUAUUAAUUGAAAAAAAACAGUGAUCCAAUUAUGAAAUUGAUGAAAAAUCGAUGGCCCAAAAAAAAAAAUCUAAUAAUUAAUUGUCAUUUAAAAUCACAUAAACACACACACGUACACACAUACCUUCUUUGUAGUUAUUAUAGCCAUAUAUAGUGUGUUUAGUGUAGUGUUUUACAUACCAUCAAAUUCUAUCAAAAAAAAAAAAAAAAAGUAUUUUCUUCUGAACAAAUCAAAUCAAAUAUUUUCAAAUACCCAUAUACACACUUAUCUCAUAUAUAUCAUGAUUAAUUAAUUUAAUUAAUCUUGAUUCAUUUCACAACAACAAAACACAAAUUGACAAACAAAAAAGCAAACAAAACAAAUAAUACAUCCACGAGUUAUUUUUGCUCCCAUGAUCAUCAUCAUCAUCACCAUCACCACCAUCAUCAUCGUCUU
Dermatophagoides farinae (American house dust mite) is the source of this 1144-nucleotide messenger RNA. It is a transcript of the gene CkIIbeta, whose product is annotated as casein kinase II subunit beta. Gene Ontology annotation, cellular component: protein kinase CK2 complex; cytoplasm. Lineage: Eukaryota; Metazoa; Arthropoda; Arachnida; Sarcoptiformes; Pyroglyphidae. The record is from RefSeq and is a predicted model, not a curated record. Gene Ontology annotation, molecular function: protein kinase regulator activity.